Messenger RNA from Numida meleagris (helmeted guineafowl), 674 nucleotides. RefSeq lists its product as uncharacterized. The record is from RefSeq and is a predicted model, not a curated record. The transcript has 2 exons. The coding region runs from base 54 to 674 and encodes 206 amino acids. NCBI's taxonomy places the organism in Eukaryota, Metazoa, Chordata, Aves, Galliformes, Numididae.
GAGAGGUCCCUGCCAUAUCUGCCUUCAGGUCUUCCACAACACUCUGCAGUAUUAUGCUCCCAUGUUACAUUCAGGCACCUGAUGAACUUCAGCCAGCGGAGCAAAUGAAAGAUAAACAUGUGUUGCUGUCCCCUUCUGCGGCUGUCCAUCCUCCUGACCCGAGGCUGUGCUUGCUCGGACGGAGUCUCUCAGUCACCGAUGUGGUGGAAGCAGAUCUCAUUUAUUCCCCGGGACACUUCUGGUAUCAUACCCAUACAACUGACCGCAUCUGCAACACGCGCUGGUUUUGUAACUUCUGUCCAAUCACAGCCUCAGUCACGCACCGUGCACGAGGCUCCGUGUCAUGGGCUGACCGCCCUCCUUCUGGUUGGUUCUUCCAUCUUCUACAUCUUUCCUUGACUGCAUCGAUACUUUCCCGACUUUCGGAGCUUCCGGGUUCAUUUGGUCACGCAUGCAGGCACAAUAGCUAUUCUUGCAUAGCGGCAUCGAGUACUAAUGAGCAGCUAUUGCUUAAUAAGCAGCCGUUGCGACCCACAAACACGCAACAAAGUCUUAGCAUGUUAAAAAAUACAGACUUGCCAAACAAAAAAAUAUUUCUUGUGCUGUUUUAUCGAAGUAUCAUUUGCCUGUGCACUAUUGUGGUUCUGUGGAUAGCAUUCUCACUGCAGGACUGA